CUCGCGGGAAUCUCCUCUCGUGUUCCCUUUUCUCCUAGGGUUCUCUCUUCUCGGCGAUUUCAAUUGGAAUCGAGCUUCUUUAUUAGAGAUCUAACAAGCAAGCAGGUGGGUACUUUGAUUCCAGUUAGCAAUGGAGAAAUCUAUUCUCCCUGUGGUAACAAGUAAUCGAACUGAAAAGCAGACAUUUGGAAAGGAAUAUUUGGAAAACCUUCUGAAACAACAUUUUGGGCAUUCUGAGUUUCGAGGAAAGCAAUUGGAGGCCAUUGAAGCCGUUCUGAAUGGAAAAGAUUGUUUUUGUCUUAUGCCUACUGGAGGAGGAAAAUCAAUGUGCUAUCAGAUUCCUGCAUUAGCAAAGCCUGGAAUUGUUCUUGUGGUCUCCCCCUUGAUUGCAUUGAUGGAAAAUCAAGUGAAAAUGCUAAAAGAGAGAGGGAUUUGUGCAGAUUUUCUUUCAUCAACACAGCUUCCCCAUAUUAAAGAGAAGAUCCAUGAAGACCUGAAUCGUGGUAGACCAUCCACCAGGUUAUUGUAUGUGACUCCAGAGUUGGUUGCAACAUCUGGAUUUAAAGCAAAACUCACCAUGCUUCAUAAGAGAGGCCUUCUUAAUUUAUUUGCUAUUGAUGAGGCUCAUUGCAUAUCGACUUGGGGGCAUGAUUUCAGAUCUAGCUACCGGAAAUUAUCCUCACUGAGAAAUCACUAUUCAGAUGUUCCCAUAUUAGCGUUGACAGCUACAGCUGUUCCAAAGGUUGAGAAGGAUGUCAUACAGUCACUGUGCUUGCAGCAGCCAUUAAUUCUCAGGACUUCCUUCAAUCGACCAAAUAUAUAUUAUGAAGUUCGGUACAAAGAUCUCCUAAAAGAUGUUUACACUGAUUUGUCCAAUCUACUCAAGUCACUUGGAGGAGUUUGUGCCAUUGUGUAUUGUCUUGAACGUUCUACUUGUGAUGUUUUGUCUAAUCAUCUUCUCAAGGCUGGUAUUUCUUCAGCUGCUUAUCAUGCAGGGUUGAAUAGUAAGUUGCGCACCGCAGUUUUAGAUGAUUGGCUUUCUUCAAGGAUACAAGUUGUUGUGGCAACAAUAGCUUUUGGGAUGGGCAUAGAUAGAAAAGAUGUUCGAUUUGUUUGCCAUAUGAAUAUCCCAAAAUCAAUGGAAGGCUUCUAUCAAGAAUCUGGAAGAGCUGGUCGUGAUCUGUUGCCUUCAAGGAGUUUGUUGUAUUAUGGAUUGGAUGAUCGCAAAAAAAUGGAAUUCAUUUUGCGCAAUGCUGGUGGUAAAAAGUCACAAGCAUCAUCUUCCUCAGAUGAUUUGCUGAAAAAGUCUCUUGCUGACUUCAGUCAGAUGGUGGAGUAUUGUGCAAGUCCUGGCUGUCGGAGGAAAAAGAUACUCCAGAGUUUUGGAGAACAGGUGUCAACAUCAUUUUGUCAAAAAUCAUGUGAUGCAUGCAAACAUCCAAAUCAAGUAUCUCAACGCUUGGAAGAACUUGGUCGUAUUCAAAACAUUUCUAGGAGGGGAGGACCCUCUCCUAUAUUUAUGAGUUUAUCAAGCACCAAUUUAGAACGCCAUGACUCAGAAUUUUGGAAUAGAGAUGAUGAGGCAAGUUUAUCUGAUGAAGAUAUAUCAGCUUCUGAUGAUGAAGUGGAGCUGCAAAGCGGUUUGUCCAGAUCAAAACUGUCAUCAAAAGUCGGAUUGGAUGAAAAGAUUGAAAUUUUGCAGCGUGCCGAAGAACUUUAUUAUCGAAAUGGGGAUACAAACAAACAGAAAAGUGGUUUCUCCGACAAAAAUGCUGUAUCUGAAGCAUUGAGAGAAGCGAGCAAGAUGAGAUUGCUGACCGCUUUGGAACAGGCUCGUCAACGAUUUGUAAAUCUAUUGCUUGAUCCUGAGGUCUCUGCUAGCUUCCUUGAGAUGGAAUGCUUCAAAAGAUAUGGGAAAGUUGGCAAAACAUUUUAUAACUCACAGAUGGCUGCAACAAUCAGAUGGCUUUCUUCUGCGACUCAAGAACAGAUAAGCCACCGGCUUAUCGCCAAUUCUUCAUUAGCGGACAAUCAGAGUGAACCAAACUCUUCUCGUAGUUCUUCAUCGCGUCUUGUUGAUCAAGAGCAAAUGCUGCCAGAAACCACAAACGAAAAGACAGAAUCAACUGCACAAGUUCAACUUUCUUGUCAAUUACCGCAACUGAUGAAAAUAUCAAAAGAAAAGGUAGAGCUUCCUCCAAUACCAUCUUUUGCCGAAUUUGCUAAUAAGAAGAGGAAAGAGACUGAAGGAGACUUAUCAUCAUCCAAAGCUCACACUUCUGGAACUCGACAAAAUCCAGUGAAGAAGACAAGGCAGCAAUAAGAAUGUUGCCGGCAUUGCUCUUUUCGAUCAUCGUCUAGACUUAAUCAUGCCAAUUUUGUUCUUUUUAAAAGGCAUGUGGUUUAUAAUUCUUUUGUCCUGUGAGCUCCUUCAGCAUUAACUCUAGUUUAUUAAUCUUGUUUGUGCUUGAGAAAUCAGUUAUUCUUGUUUAUGAUGUAUGAUUUAAUAGUCAAACAUGGUAACCAAAUUUAACAGUGGAAA
Messenger RNA from Dioscorea cayenensis subsp. rotundata (Guinea yam), 2542 nucleotides. Its product is annotated as ATP-dependent DNA helicase Q-like 3. NCBI's taxonomy places the organism in Eukaryota, Viridiplantae, Streptophyta, Magnoliopsida, Dioscoreales, Dioscoreaceae. Gene Ontology annotation, cellular component: chromosome; cytoplasm. Gene Ontology annotation, biological process: double-strand break repair via homologous recombination. The transcript has 20 exons. The record is from RefSeq and is a predicted model, not a curated record. Gene Ontology annotation, molecular function: 3'-5' DNA helicase activity; four-way junction helicase activity; ATP binding. Bases 131 to 2323 code for a protein of 730 amino acids.